CGUUGAUUUAUGAACUAUUGAGCCAAAACGGAUUUGCCAAGCUGUUGCUUCUUGUUAUCGACUUUCGAUCAUAAUCUAUGACCUCUGAGACGUCUAAGAAAAUAACAUAAAAUAUAAUAACAAAAUGGUUCAAUCGUUUUACUACGAAAACUGGGGCAAGUGCUGCAAAAAACUUAUGAAAUAUGAUGGAUUUCCUAACAAAAUUUUAAUGUUCCCCUAUGAGGGAUGGGCCCAGCCAGCGUCGUUAACAUACUGGGUCAUCAAAACAACAUGGUGGAGCACCAAACGGUGUAAGAUCAUCGAGGUGUCGGGUACAAAGAAACGUACAACAAAAGCUAAGAUCAAAGACGCUGGAAAGGGGACAAUGCAGAUAAAGGGUACAUUCAAAGAUGAACUUGUUGAUCCUGAUUUUAGGGUCAUUCUGAGCACGCAGGUCUCAAGUACAGACUUCCAACUGGGGUAUAGUAUGACUGGAACAUUGGAACGUGGUGAGAAGGCAUCAAACAAACUACAAAUGACACAUUAUGCCAUGAUAAAAAGAAAGGGUUAUUAG
Owenia fusiformis is the source of this 553-nucleotide messenger RNA. NCBI's taxonomy places the organism in Eukaryota, Metazoa, Annelida, Polychaeta, Sabellida, Oweniidae. The record is from the annotation of a GenBank genome assembly.